This is a messenger RNA of Didymosphaeria variabile, 525 nucleotides long. RefSeq lists its product as uncharacterized. The coding region runs from base 1 to 525 and encodes 174 amino acids. The transcript has a single exon. Lineage: Eukaryota; Fungi; Ascomycota; Dothideomycetes; Pleosporales; Didymosphaeriaceae. The record is from RefSeq and is a predicted model, not a curated record.
AUGUCGGGACAGAACCCUUACAACAACCAACCCCCUCACUACGGCACAGAUAACCAAAAUCCCUACUCCAACCCAUGGGGCUCAGAAUCCCAGGGCCAGAAUCCUUCCCAGUCAUAUAAUGCGCCUGCUCAAUCCCAAGAUCACAAUCCGCUCCACACUCAAGAUCAAGCCCAGAGCAAUCCUUUCGCCCGGGAACAGUCUUACAAUCCUCCCUCUCAGGCCCCUCCGGAACAGCAACACGAGCAGUACGCCCCACCCCCUGGACUCCCGCCGCGCCGUGCAGGCACCAACUCCGAGCAAGCCCUGCCUCAAGGCCAGGACCGCUCACAUCAGGUUGAGGUAAUGCAGAGCUACGAGAUGUCGCGGCCGCAAACGGAAGAUGAGCAGAACCAGGCGAUUCUCGAGAGGGAGUUCCCAAAAAUUGAUGGGAGCUUGAUUGCAGCGAUUUAUGGUGACUCCGGGAGUUUAAGCGCCACAAGGGAGAUGUUACAGGAGCUGAGUACGACCGAGGGGCAGGGAUCGUGA